AUGCGAAUAUUGACAGGAAAUUUUAUGGGAACGGACACCUCCGUUUCCAUCGACGAGCAAGACACCCCUGAAGUUGGACCUUAUGAAAUCUUAGUACAAGUAAAAGCAUGUAGCUUGGAUUUGCAUAAUGAAAAGGCAUACCACCAGCUUCUGACAGCAUCCCUUAAAAGUUGUCCUUUGGGUCAUGAAGUGUCUGGAGAUGUUGUAAAAGUAGGCAAGAAAGUAGAGGCUUAUAAAGAAGGCAUGGCUGUUGUUGGAAUUGUUCCUUUUGACAGCAAAGCCACAGGAUGUGCUGACUACUGUCUGCUUAAUCAGUUUGAUGUCAUUGAGAAGCCAUCUUCUGUGAGCUACGAGACGGCAGCAGCUUCAGUCGGUGCUGGACUAGCUGCCUACACUGCAGUUAAUUACCUGGGUCAUGUAACAGCAGGAGAUACAGUGCUUGUUGUUGAUGGAGCUUCACCUCAAGGCUACCUCACGGUUCAGGCAGCUCAGGCUUGGGGAGCAAAGGUGUUAUCAACUUACAGAACCUUGUCUGAACGACAGUUUCUUGAGAGCUUGAAACCACCUGUAGCUCAGCUUAUUGAACUGACACAGCGCACCAACAUCCUGGCCAGUGCUGUGAUGGAAGAAACAGGGGGCAUCGGUGUUGACUGUGUUAUUGAUAAAGGAGUGAGAAUGUUUACCAGUGAAGAAGACAAAGAUUUAAUGGGAGAAAGAAACCUGCGCAACAUUCCACAUAAGCAUGAUAUAAUAUCCUGCCUAGGCUUUGCUGGCAAAUGGAUUACUGCACAGACAAAUUUGCAGCUGGAUCCUCCAGACAGUCAACAGUUGCUGUUGCGAGGGGCUUCACUUUGUUUCCUGUUUCCCCCUGCAUGGACGUUGAUGAGAGCUCAACAUGGCCGCUACCAACAUAUACUCAGGGAUCUAAUGGAUCGUCUGAACAGUGGAGAUUUUAAGUGUAAUGAUGUGCUGAAGGUUCCUCUAGACAAGGCUCCCGAUUUGGUUCUUCAGAAAGACUUAGACUCAACAAAGAGCAUUGUUAUAGUCCCUUGA
This is a messenger RNA of Candidula unifasciata, 1053 nucleotides long. NCBI's taxonomy places the organism in Eukaryota, Metazoa, Mollusca, Gastropoda, Stylommatophora, Geomitridae. The record is from the annotation of a GenBank genome assembly.